This is a messenger RNA of Plasmodium berghei ANKA, 1344 nucleotides long. Its product is annotated as RNA-binding protein, putative. Lineage: Eukaryota; Apicomplexa; Aconoidasida; Haemosporida; Plasmodiidae. Gene Ontology annotation, biological process: mRNA export from nucleus. Bases 1 to 1344 code for a protein of 447 amino acids. Gene Ontology annotation, molecular function: mRNA binding. The transcript has 6 exons. Gene Ontology annotation, cellular component: nucleus. The record is from RefSeq and is a predicted model, not a curated record.
AUGAGUAGCAAAAUGGAAACCCCAAAAGAUUUGUCUGAAAUGACUGAUAGUGAUUUUUCUAAUAUCGACGACAAAACUGAUGAAAAAAAUGAGGAUGAAAAAAAAAAUAAAAUGAAAGUUUUAUUAAAGAAGCCAAAGAAAAAAUUAUCCAUAUCUUCAAAAACUAGCCAAAAAAAUAAUAAAAAAGUAAUUCAAAAUAAAACAAAAAAAAAAAUAAAUGGGCCAUUGGCUUGUCCGCCUCCACCUACUCACCCUCCACCUCCACCACCACCUCCAUUUAUUCCAAAAGAAAAACAACAAAAUUGGAAAUUAAAAAAACAAACAAACAAUCCUGAUAUUAAUAAUGAUAUAAUUUCAAUGAGUAAUUAUCCAAAUAAUAUUAAUAACAAUCCACAUUAUAGAAUAAAUGAAUCACAAAUUUACAACAAAAGUUUAAGCAUUGGGUCUGUUCAUGGUCCAACUCCCCCAUAUACUUCAAAUAUUUAUAACCAUGGCUCUGGUAUAAACUCCUUACCAUGUACUAACACAAAUAUAAAAGUAAAUUUACAAACAAACCCUAAUUAUAAUUAUAAUAAUAGUUUUAAAAAAAAUUAUAAAAUGAAUAAUAUUUCUGAAUCAGAAUUAUAUGUUGUGGCAUCUCCAACAUUAAUGCCAGCACCAACCCAACAAACAAAUAAUCCAAUUAAUAUACAGAUCGAAAGAAAACAUACCCUUAUAUCUAACAAUUCUAUAAAUAAAAAUAAAGAUUAUCCAUACAUGGAUAUACAACACAAUAAUAAUAAUUUUUCAUUUCCAUCAAAUACAAAACAACAAUAUUCAAAUAUAUCAAUUCCACCCAAUCCUAACUAUUACCAACCAAAUAAUUUACGCCCAACAGAUUAUAUAGAAGAUAAAAUAUACUACCCAAACUAUCAAAAUAAUACUGAUCAUAAUAAUGCUCCUAAGUAUUACCAACCAGUCAUAAAUACCUGGAAUGGCGCCGCACACCCUCCUAUUCCAAACAAUCCUUAUCAUGGAAAUCCGAAAACUUCAACACAUGAUUAUAACUCAGAGAAAAUAAAUUAUAAGGAUAAGCCAAUUAGAAUGGGCAAUGGACCUUAUGAUACAAAACCACAUAAUAUAAUCGUUACAAAUAUACCAAAAAAUUUAACAUCAAGAGAUAUUAUGGAAACAUUUAAAUGUAUGGGGAAUGUUUUAGGAGCUGGAAUUAUGAUGACCAGCAAGGGAGAGCAUUCAGGGUGUGCCUACGUGACAUUCCCAAACAUCGAAACCGCAGCAUUGGCAGCAAGCCGAUAUGAUGGAGGGACAUUGAAUAAUCAAAAAAUAAAAGUUUUUAUAGAAUAA